Molecule: messenger RNA, 5204 nt
Organism: Physella acuta
Lineage: Eukaryota; Metazoa; Mollusca; Gastropoda; Physidae
Product: neurofilament heavy polypeptide
Source: RefSeq, a predicted model, not a curated record
GAUGACGUAGCACACAAGCGACGUCAGCAUCAAAACUAAUGUUGGAAUGAGAAAAGUAGAAGGCUGAGCAAAACUGCACAUAUUUUUUUUGAUUUCUUAGUUUACAAAGCGCAUUUAACAAAAUAAAAAUAUGGAGUUAACUGAACUAGUUUCUCCAAGUGUGGCUAUGCCUGUUAUAGGAGUUGUAGUUUGUGCUUUUAUUGUAUUUGCAUUCGGUUUUCGUUCACCUGUUCAGCCUCCGAGUUUCAGUUUUGAAGAAGAAAAGCGCAACAAAAGGCGAGCAAAACAACCUAAAGUGAAAAGUCCAAUAAAUGGACAAGUGUUAAAUGAAACCAUUGUGGAUGAUGUACCUAAAGCAACACCCAAAGUUGUUAAAGAAGUGAAAACUCCAUCACCACCUCCUAAGCCUAAGACAGAUACUUCUAAACCAGUUAAAAAGGAUACAAAACAGGAAGUUAAAACUGACAAAAAAGAAAAGCAACUUUCAAAGAAGCUAAUUGGAAAUAAAGAAGAAGUUGUGAAAAAAGAAAAAGCUGUUCCUCUAAAGAAAGAAACUGAAGAUGAUGGUGAAUGGACAACUAUACUGGUAUCAAAGAAAACUAAAAAGCAGAAGCCAAGUAAGAAAGAUGGAGGGCAUGCUGAAUCUGCAUUUGAAGUAGAAAAUGAGCAAGAGAGUUUGUCAACACCAGACGCAGCAGCUGCUUCUGCUUCUAUAACCUCAAUUGAAACAGAAGAGUCAAGCCCUCUUUCAUUCAAUAAGUUAAAGAAGAAGAGGAAAGAUAAACCAAUUGAAAAGCAGGGAAAAGUUGAUGAAAAAGUUGAAAUUUCUUCCUCCUCAAGUGUAAUAGAGACAAGUGCUGUUCAACCUGAUGAACCAGUUGAUAAAAAAAAGAAGGCUAAGAAAGAUAAGAAAACUGUUAAUGCAGCAGCCGGAGCUGCUCCUGCUGCUGAUAAUCUGCCUCAAGGUGCAGCUCCUGCCUCUGGAAAGUCAGUUAAAAAAGAAGUUAGCCCUGCACCAGCAGCCCGAGACAUUAAAAAGUCCACUGCUUCAGCAGCAGUGUCAGGAGAACAGGCCAAGCCUAGUGGUCCCAGUAAAUCCAAGAAGGUCAAAGCAACCCCCAUUGAGCCAGUCAGCCCCCAGCCAGAGAAAGCUGUCUCUGCACCUGUGAGUGCUGAACCUGCAGCUGCAGCAGCUUCUGGGAAAAAAGCAAAGGCUGUUCCAGCCCAAACUGAGCAGCCAAAACCAAGCAGUGGAUCCUCUAAUACUGAGCUUUCCAAGACGAGCCCCAAAAAGAAAAAAUCUAAAACCAGUGAAAACAAUCAGGAGGUUCCCUCUGAAAAGUCUGUGGACAUUGAGCUCAAGCAGGUGGAGCCCAGCAAAAAGGCAGUGGUUAAAAAGCCAGAUCCCGUUAAAAAGCCAGAUCCACCUACCAAAGCACUUGAAGUGGCACCUGAACCAGCCAUUUCUGAACCACAAGUUGUUCCUGCUGCUGUGUCUUUUGAUGAAAUAGGAGAUUCCUGGCAAGAAGCCGCACCAAAGAGUAAGAAAAAGAAGCCUAGAAGGGACAACUAAAGCCCAAUAUGUGUAUGUUGUGUCAAACAAGCAGCAUUCCUUCAAUGUUUUUAACAAUUUACCUAUGUGAUAUGAAACCUGACAGCAACAUGACAAGAAUGACCAGCCUACCAUUUUUCACCUGUUUCAACAUGCAAUAGUCAAACGGAGAAGACUGGAAUGUUCUUGAGCUCAAUGAUGAGGAUAACAAUGUCUCACCUUAUGUCCACUCUAGUAAGAUUUUUCUCUUUUAUUUGUUGAGUGCUUUGAACCACCAGACAGACAUGUUGUGAUAUCUUCAACCACAUAGGCAGUUUUGAUAAAAAACAAAAUGAAAUUUUCAGAAAUAAGAAAGGGUAUGCAUAUUUUUAUAUGGACUUUAAUUUACAAUCCACUUGUGCAUUUCAUUGUGUCUUUCUUUGGACGAUUUUCAUAAUGUUGAUGUUAUCUUUUGCUGUAUGUUUCUACUUUAUAGUGAUUGCAACCUUUGUUAUAGUUUCAAGAACUGUAGUGAAUGAUAAAGAUUAAAAAGGACAUCUUAGUUUUGAUAAAUAGGUAUACCACCAUCUAGUCAUUUUGCACAUUAUUUACGAGAUCAAUAUUUUUUACAUUUUACAACGAGACUUUAAAUUUAACUGUUAAAUAGAUCUUCGCAAUCAGUGUAUUUUUAAAAUGUUUUUAAAUGUAAUAUUUGUUUACUUCAAAAAUGAAUCGGACAACUUAAAACCAUUCUCAUAGAUUUUGUUAGUUUACUUAUGCAAACUAUUAUGUUAGGCUGUUGUAACUAGAAUAAGUGAGAGAUUCAUUGUAUGAUUGUGCCAUUUGUCCAGUUGGAAGUAGUGUUAGCACUAACUUGUGUCUAGAACUGAAAUCUCUAUGUACAGCUCAUGUUUCCAGCUGGCCUACUUGAAGGCUGUGUAAUAACCAUUGCUCACCUCAUUCUUUUCAUUCUUUUGGUUGAGUCCAUAAUACUUGUUUGCUUUUUAUUUAUUCAUUUAUUUGCCUUGCCUUCCUACCCCUCAAAAACCUCAAUAGCAUUUUGUUUCUCUUUACUGUUAUACAUACAGGGUUUGUAUCUACAUGUGUUACACUGUUACAUUUUCUCUGUUGUGGAGAUUAGUUUUAUUCCCAAGUUUGUUCAUGUACAAACUUUUGGUUUUGAUGGUAGAUUUGUAAUAUUCAGUUUUUAUAAUAUAUUCUAAAAAGUUCUUUAAUGCUAUGGAGCUGAGCCUCUAGCUAGCUAUAUUUACAUUUAUGAUACAGAAUUUAUUGAUUUUUAUUACAAGUACUAUUUUUGUUUCAUGAAUGAAUUUAAAAAACUAUUUAGGAAAAAAUUAUUUCUCUCAGUGUUAAAUGUAUUAUUUUGCACAAAUUAAACUUGAUAGUUCCUUUGUCUUCUGAGUCUACCUCUAAAACUGAAGUUCUAGCUCCACUAAAGAUUGUUUUUAUCUCUAUUUCAUCUACUUACUUUAUUAAUUACAAAAUAUAUUGACGAGAAAUUAUUUUUAAGCUGUUUUGGAAUAAUCAUAUUUUUGAUGGGAAAAAUGCUAAUUAACUUAACAUUUUUAUGCUUUGACAUGAACCAGUUUGCUGAUGUGUGUUGGUGAUUAGCAGAUACUAUUUACUGUUAGUAUUUGAUGUGUGUUGGUGGUUGGCAGAUACUAUUUACUGUUAGUAUUUGAUGUGUGUUGGUGGUUGGCAGAUACUAUUUACUGUUAGUAUUUGAUGUGUGUUGGUGGUUGGCAGAUACUAUUUACUGUUAGUAUUUGAUGUGUGUUGGUGGUUGGCAGAUACUAGCUGUAAGUGUAAGUAUUUGGUGUGCAUCCAUGUCUUGCUUUAGACCACUAUAUGUAAGGUGCACAUUUGUUGACCAAGUUAACUAUUAUUGUGCUAUGAAAUCUGACACACCAUUGUCACAACAGUAGAGAGACUGUAUCUGCUGAAAACGUGUUGAUCAUGACCCACAUAAUGACCCAUGAUUUAUGGUACCUAGGCUUCUGUUUUAUGCAGUAUUUUUUGCACUUGACAAUUGACACAUGACCUGAUUGAUGGACCAAUGGAUGACCAACCCAGCAGGGUUUCUGAACAUUUUCAUGAAAUAUCUUUUUAGAUAGUCUAAUCUUGCCAGGUUAGUCUUCCAAACAUGAUUUCAUUUGAAAAAAUAGUUGCACAGAAAUAUUAUCCUGUCUUCCAAUGUUUAAAUUAACAUAUACUAUUUAAUUGCUCGACACUUAAAUGAUGGGAAAUAAUUUUAAGUUUUUCAUAAAUUUGUUGUGAAUGGAUGUCAAAAACAAUGACUUGGACUAUUUCAAAAAAAGUCUUAAAUAGAUUUGAUUACAUAAUCAUGGGAUGAGAUUAGAUGAAAGAUGCCUGAAAUUUUUAUAUUGAAAUAAUUGUAUAUUUUAUUGUUGGUAGCUGAAGCUACAUCUCUCAAUGGUUUCAGGGGGAAAAAAUGGUCUUCUUGUAAUAACUAUUCAAUUAGUAGUUGACGCAUUUGUUUUGUGUUUUAAAAUAUUGGUAUUGAAAUAACAGUAAAAUUUAAAGCAGGUACUUGUAUACUGUUUAACAUGGUGGUUGUGACCAUAUAUAGGGCAAAUGAUGAAUGACUUUGUGAUGUCUUUGUCCAUAACAAUAGUUUCAUAUCAAAAGUGUCACAUUUUUAUUAAACUAACUUGUUUUUUCGAGUUAAUAUUCCCACAUGAUUAAAGUGUGGACAAAUAAUUUGAUUUCAUGAGAAAAAACUGAUGUGUACCAGAGCUCAUGGUUUUUUUUUUUCAAUCAUAAGGUAGUAGCUCUGCCGCAACUUGAGGUAGUUGAAUAUAUCCCAUUCAUAAUAAACUUUUUUCAUGUUUCUUGACCAUUACACUUAGUCCUCCCCCUUCUAACCCUAAUGACCUACAACUACUUAUUCAACCCCAGCACCUUCUUGCUGCAAGAGCAAUUUUAUAUUUCCAGAUAUUUUUCUGACAAUUUUAGCAAUGUUUGGUGAUGGGUAUAACUUUUUCUUUUAAAUAUGGUCAUGCUGAUUUUAUGUUAAUAUGGCAAGAGUCUUUGAUUUACAUAACUUAUUGUCAAAAGUUGAGAUUUUUUGUAACCACAUUGUAUUUUUCUGAAGUUGAUUAAUGGAAGUUUUAAAUGAGUAAUGUAUCCUAUUGUCUAUUGUAGAUAAGUUUAUGUAAGGAUAGAAGUCUUUCACUGACCACUUAGAGCUGAUUUAAGGCUUAUGCAUUUUUAUUAGAAAGCAAGAUCAGGAACAUUCAAUGUUAUACACAUUUUUAAAAUGUUAGUUGUGAGGAUUUAUUGCAUUGCCAUGAUUUUAAAUGCUGUUCAUAUGUCAUGUGUGGGGAUAUUUUUGAUGUGAUAGUGUUUUAUUUUAGCAUAGCAGGGUGAUGGCUGUUUUUGGUGUAGGUCAUUUUAUUUCAAAUUUUGAAGUUUGAAUGAAUGAAGUUUAAUGCUAAGCUGGUUUGAACUAUUUCAUGUCUACAUUUUGCCAUGUCUAUUAACCUUGUGCAUGUUGUGAUUGUGCAAUGCAAUUGUUUCCCCCUUAUCAUUACCACAAAGAAAUUCUCAUGUAUCAUUCAAAUUAAAGAUUCUUAAAAUUAUUUUAUGAUCCAUAUUUUUGUCUGUAGAUAUGAAAUAAACAUGAACCACA